UAAUGUUGAUAGGGCGCCAUGGCAACGGUGUACCAGUGGGAUAUGCUCCGCUGUUUUUUCUGACGUUAUCCAGGAGCUAAAAUGUCAUACUCUUAGUAGCGUUAGGUUAUGUGUUGUCUGAGUAUAAAUGUAAGAGCUGAAAAAGUACGAUGUCGGAUAUAUUGUGCCGGUGGCUGAACCAGGAGGUCCAGCUGUCAAAGGCUGUAGAGCCAAAGACCAUUGCCAAAGAUUUCGCCAGUGGUUACCUAAUGGGGGAAGUUUUGCAUAAAUAUCAGCUGCAAAACGAUUUCAAUAUGUUUAUGAAGAAAGACACCUCCGUCUCCAAACUGAAUAAUUUUACCCGCCUUGAGCCUACUCUCCAAUUACUUGGGAUCUCCUUCGACAUAAACACAGCCCAAGACCUAAUGCAGGAGAAGCAGGGAGUUGCCACACGCCUCCUAUACCAACUCUAUGUCUCACUUGAGAAGAACAGGAAAGCAGAAAUUAGUGGGACAAUGAUGGAAAUUAUGCAGCCAGCAGGAUGUGCAAGCCUGCACAAAAAGGAGCAUCAGAUCUACUCUGACCGACUGCGUCAGGUGGUGAAACGUGAUACAGAAUUGAAACUUCAGAAAAUUUCUCAGCACUAUGAGGAGAAAUUCCAGCAGUUUGUGGUGACCCCUCCGAUCGAGCAGAAGAGACAAGUCAAAGCCCAGGAUGAGAAAAGACUGAAGAAUAUUGACAAGUUGCAGGCAUUUCAUCAGAAGCACAAAGGCAUGACUUUUAACCAGACCACUUAUAUGCAGGUGCCUAAGCCACCUCCAUACAUUUCACAGCUCAGCCUAAAGAAGAGACAGCAGCAGCAGAAGCGCAAAGAACGGCAAGCACAGAUAGUCCAGACUGAAAUAGCCCAGUUUGAGACAAACAGGAAGAAGGUAAUUACUGCUGGGUUAUCAUCAAGUGGUCGGUCCCCCGUAGAUUUUUCCCUUGGUAGCAACAGUCAGGGCCGUGAUUUGCUUGGACGUGGAAAUAAGGUGAUGUUACAGUCCAGCAACAGAUACAUACAAGAAAUCCGAAAGAGGCUGGAGGAAAAUGCUAUAGCUUGCAAGGAGAGAGAGAAAAGACAAGACAGAUUCCUGGUGGAGCAGCUCAAGGCCCAUGAAGCUCAGGAGGAGGCACGACGAGAGGAGCAACUGGUGAAGCGACUGACACGUCAGACUCAGCAGGAGCAGCGUUUGGCAACCCAGCUAAUUCAGAUACGUAUGCAGAAGGAGGUCAUCCGAGAGAACCGCCUGUUCAGAGAACAGCAGUACCAGCAGCGGAGAGAGAGAGACUUCCAGGAAGCUCUGGACAGGGAGGCGGCUCUGGCUCAGCAGGCUAAGUUGGAUCGUGCAGAAGAGAUCAAAAAGGAGCUUGAAUUCUGUAACAGGAUUGCUGCUGAGAGAGCUCAAAGGAAAUAUAAGAAGCAUUUUGAGAACUGCAGGGGCAUUUUGGAGCAGAUAAUGGACUUGGCCACAAAGCUUGGAGAAUAUCGCCUACUCAAUGGAAAUCGGAUUCCAGAGAAGCUGAUGAGAGAGUGGAAGGAAUUGCUGUUCAGUGGUCUUCCACUUUACGAGCCAAUAAAGGACCACCAGCCAGGGUUUGGGUUCCGUGAACCACUAGACCCUGUAGAGCUUCAGAAGCAGGAGAUACUCAACAACCAGGACUAUGAUGAAUACACUAAUAUGGUGGGUGAGUGGGGAUUGCCAGAGGAAGCUGAGGAAGUGAAAUUACCUGUGACCAACAAUGAUAUUCUUGGGUACAUUGUCCAACGUCUGAGGAACGUUGUUGAUCAACCCAUCAUGGAACCAUCAUCAUCUCUAUUUCCAGACUUUAUCCUUAAGGCCUGCGUCCUUGGAAAGUUUUGCUCUGGCAAGACCACCUGCCUGUCCAAGAUUGCUGAAGCACAUGGCAUCUACGUCUUAUCGACUGAUACUUUGAUUGAAGAGGCACUGAAUGCUCACAAGAAUGAAGAGAAGAGCACAGCGCAGCAGAGUGAGGAAGACAAUGAGCAACCUCUCGCAAACACAUCAGUGAAAUCUGAUCUUAAAAACCAGGAAGAAAAUAGAGCCGGUAAUGCAACACUUUCGAAGCGAGCCAUACAAGGAGCUGCUGUGGAAAAAGAGCUGAGGAAAGGGAACACUAUCCAUAAUGAGCUGUUAGUGGACAUUAUAGUAGAGGCGAUCAGUCAGCUUCCAUCUCAGUCAGGUUGGAUUUUGGAUGGAUUCCCAUUUGACAUUGCUCAGGCACAUCUUCUAGAGGAAGCCCUUGGUGGAGCUGUAUCCUUAGAAAAGGAAGUUGUAAAUAGCAGGAAGAACCUUGCUAAAGAUCCCAAUCCACCAAAACCUCCACCACCCCCUGCACCUGUGCUGGACCUGGUUUUGCUCCUGGAUAUCCCUGAUGAGCAUGCAGUCAGUCGUGGAUACACUAAAAUGGAUCUGGAUGCUGCUGCUAGAACCUCCCAGUCUGCAGACAAGAAUGUGUAUCUGGCACAGAUUGGACACAGGAUAACAGCUUUUCAGGAUACCUGGCCAAAACUGGAGAAAUGGUUUGGUGAAAAGCAAAACAUUUUGGUCCGUGUUGAUGCAGAUGUAGACGUUCAGGAGCUUUACAGUAGGGUGGAGUCUAUCCUGCACCAAGCUAUGUUGAAAACACAGGGAGCUUUUUCCGGUCCUCCUGUUGAAGAUGCUGUACUAGACAGUGCAAAAGCUCCCAAGCUGUCCUCUUCAAGUACACCUUCAGGUGUAGACCAGCCUACAGCUCUCACUGAAGAAACUGUUGAGCCCACAGAGUCCUGCUCCAGCCUUAAAGAGGAAAAGGUCCAAGGUCUCAGAGGGCCCAGUAGGAGUGCAUCAGUAUCCUCAGUGUGCAGUGUUAGCUGUCAAGGAGCCCCCAAAAACUCACCUAAGUCUAAGUCUUUCUGCCCCCGAUCAUCCGUCCAGCUCUAUGUGAAUGAACCACUUCCUCCGGAGAUCCCAGAGUACCUGUGCUCAUACUGGGACACAUUGUGCAAUUCUUAUGUAGACGGGGUAAAGACGGUGAUGCAAGAGCUGCGCUCACAACGCUCUGUUAUCAACCAUCACCUGUUUAAUAUCAGAAAGCAUUACAAACAUUAUUUGGGGCGCCCAGACUUAAAGCAGGAGUUAGUGUCUCAAUGGCAGAAGAACUUCAACAGCAUACCCGAUGAUAUGAGAGAAGAUGAGGAUACCAAAGAAGAGCUACAUCUGAGAUUGGAUGAGCUACGUGAACGUUUGUGGGACAUUACUGACAAGCGUAAGGAGCAGGAUGAGCAAGAGAGGGCUUCUCUCAUGAGUGAUGGUUGGUUGGAAGAGCACAUUGUUGUUCUCGUCAACCACCACUCUAUACUUACGCAGGUGGAGUUGAACCGCUUCCAGGAGACGCUCUGUAUUCUCAGGGUCUACUAUUUAAGCAUGUGUGAACAGAUGCUUCCCAAACCACUCUCAAAUUUUUUUUAUAUUCCUUUAAUGGAAAAUAUAGAAAAUAAGGAUCAGGAUGAGAGGAGUGAACCACCAGGAUCAAGUUUGUGCAAUCUGGAUGAAGGAGAGGACAAGAAGAAGUUACAUUUUACUCCACUCACCAGACAUCCUGACGCCUCUGGAAGGGUCUCCAAGACAAAAGGCCAAGAUCAGCCAGAACCUGUUCAACCACCACACGAAAAACUGAUAUCUGGCUACGAGGAAGCACUCACAGCUAUCAGCAAUCUGGUGUCAGGAGAAACAGACAGGUCGGAGACAAAAGAGCAGGACGAGAAACUACCAGAGAAAGAAAAGGAGAAGGCCUCCACAAGUGAAAAUAAAAACAACAAACAAAAGCAGUCAUCCAAAAAAGAUCAGUCAUCCCCACCACAGACACCCAGCCAGGCAACAGCCGAGGAGAGAAACUCAGAGAAGCCUUAUAAUCCUAAAGUUAGAGAAAAAUUACACGGAGAAUAUUCAGCUGCUGUAACUCAUGAAGAGGAUGCGGUAAAGGCCCGCAUUGCACUGGUGAAAGCUCAUGGUCUGGUGAUGGUACAGUCCCUGCAAAGCACAGCAGAAGAGAUUUUUGGCAACAUGGAGAAGUGGCUACACGAACGUUAUCUUGCAGAAAUGAAGAGCAUUGACCAAUUAACAGAAGUGGUUCACCACCACAUAGAGACUGGUGCUAAGUUGAAGAAUGAGCUGGUGUUGGAGUGUUCUGACUUUUAUCUGAAUGGAGACUGCCGUGUGAUUGCUAGCCCACUUCCCCCUCCCCGUCCACCUCCUUUGGAGAAACCCAUGAGGUCCACCCCAACCAUAGCUCAGCUAGAGUUACUGUACCAGCAUCUAUACAGCAUUUCUCCAUCAGGCUUCAUGUCUACGUCUGGGUUCUUCAGUUUGCUCAAAGAUAUCAUCACUACUAACAUGGGCAGAGACACCUUGCCUGAGCCCUGGAUGGACAAAAGUGAAUCACAGUUGAUGGAGAUUGUGUCUUCAUUGACGGACAGCUAUGAGCUGGUAGACUGGCGUCGGUUUCUGCUCAGUGCUGCUCUUCCUUGGCCAUUUCCUUUGUUAAGUCAGCUGCUGGAUGUGCUACAACAGUUCAAGGCAGCAGAUACUGGUGACACAGGCUAUAUAAAUGAGGAGAACUACCUGAAAACAGAGUUGUGGUUCUCCACUGAAAGUGUCCAGACUGUUCCUGAGGACCCCUCUGAGCCUGUACCUUAUGAGCGUCUGGCCAACCUUCGCAAGUUCUUUUUCCACAUGUUUGCAGACCACUCCUUCUCUCCCUCUCGAUUGGAUUAUGUGUCCAUGCUGAAGUACUUUGCUGCAGACCCCAACCCCACACAGGGCUUCAUCCGAGCACUUAGCGUGAUCCUUGGUCAAAAGCUCACGCAUUCCUCACUGAGCCAUCUUGUCAAAUCUAUGCCCAUCAUAGAAGAGAAUGCAGACCUCACCUCCUCUGAACUUGACUACAAGGAAGAAGGGGCUCUCAGUGCAUCAAGCAUUUUUGUGGAUGAGCAGGAAGUGUCGAUCCCUGCUCUCCUUUCUAUCAUCUGCCACAAAAUCACUAAGAUGGAAGACAAAAGCCACGUUCCCUCCGGCAGCCCGAGUCAGAAGGAGCACACUGCGAACCUGGUGGAAGUGUUCAGAGAGCUGGGAUAUGAUCCUGAGGACCAUGUCCCUUUUUCCAUUCUCUCUCAGCAUCCUUCUGUUCAGUCGCUGAUGGAGAGUUGUACACACCACCAGCUUGUGAACAUUCAUCGAGUGUUACUGGACAGUCAGCAUGGAGGAGAGACUAACAGCUCAACACUUUCAUAAAGGAUAAGAUAGACAUAAUUCUGACCGCACCGUGAAGAACUCUAACUUGGGAAAUGCACAUGUGGAUGCUUUUGAAGUGUUCUUAUUACUUUAAUUUUUAAAAUGCUAUGUUAAUUCAAAUAAAUAGAUGUGCAUCCAUACACUGGUAUUGUACUACAUAUUUGAGAUGGGAACAGUAACAUAUGGUGGUGGGAUUGACCUUGCUAACUUUUUUGUCCUAUGAUACACUCCAGAAGUUUUCAUGAGUGAGGUGCUUUUUUUAAUUGUUCAGGAUAAUUCAGAUGUCAAGCCUGACUUGUCCGUCACUGACUGCUGUGGCACCAACAACCCUAUCAUAGCUCAUUCAGGACUUAUGUGUUAUGGUAGCAGCUUUCCACUUUUUUCAUAAACAGAGAAGUAUGAAUAAAUGAUAUUUCAACAAAUAA
This is a messenger RNA of Oreochromis niloticus (Nile tilapia), 5737 nucleotides long. It is a transcript of the gene spef2, whose product is annotated as sperm flagellar 2. Gene Ontology annotation, cellular component: sperm midpiece; manchette. Bases 150 to 5312 code for a protein of 1720 amino acids. The transcript is spliced from 39 exons. Lineage: Eukaryota; Metazoa; Chordata; Actinopteri; Cichliformes; Cichlidae. The record is from RefSeq and is a predicted model, not a curated record. Gene Ontology annotation, molecular function: protein binding. Gene Ontology annotation, biological process: sperm axoneme assembly.